This is a messenger RNA of Hippopotamus amphibius kiboko, 2102 nucleotides long. Its product is annotated as antizyme inhibitor 1. The record is from RefSeq and is a predicted model, not a curated record. The transcript has 2 exons. Gene Ontology annotation, cellular component: cytoplasm. Gene Ontology annotation, molecular function: ornithine decarboxylase activator activity; ornithine decarboxylase activity. Bases 504 to 1847 code for a protein of 447 amino acids. NCBI's taxonomy places the organism in Eukaryota, Metazoa, Chordata, Mammalia, Artiodactyla, Hippopotamidae. Gene Ontology annotation, biological process: negative regulation of protein catabolic process; positive regulation of polyamine transmembrane transport.
UCGUCCCCGCAGCCUAUGGCCCAGGCCGCCUUGGGUAUUUCUGCUCAAGGUAACCACAUCCCUCUUUAAAAAUUCCGCCGAAAAAGAGAAGGCUUUACCCGACUCUUUGGGCCGUUAUCUCACGGCGAACUUUCUGACCAAGUAUACAACUACCCAGAGGGCCUAGGAGAAGUGCUGUAUAGAGAGCAGUUUGACUUCAACGCUGAGCCACCUUGGGAACCUAGCUGAUGAUAGGGGGGUUCCAUCUCCUAACUUGUCCAUGGAGGUCUUCACUUCAGAAAUCCAAGACUCAUAUUCAUCCAGCUUGGUGUCAAGUGGGCUGUUGCUGCCAGAAUUAUCUUGUGAUUAUUUGAGAGAUGUAUCAGUUUCUUCUGAAGUACAAUCAACUGUAGAAGCCUUUGUAGCAGUUUGUUGCAUAUUCUAAGGACCCAGACGUAAGGCUUGGUGGCCCGACUCUUGUUUUUCCUGGUUUAUGACUUUCGGCUUUGUGGAAUACGGCUGAGAUGAAAGGAUUUAUUGACGAUGCAAACUACUCCGUUGGCCUGUUGGAUGAAGGAACAAACCUUGGAAAUGUUAUUGAUAACUAUGUUUAUGAACAUACCCUGACAGGGAAAAAUGCAUUUUUUGUGGGAGAUCUUGGAAAGAUUGUGAAGAAACACAGUCAGUGGCAGAACAUAGUGGCUCAGAUAAAGCCAUUCUACACCGUAAAGUGCAACUCCACUCCAGCUGUACUUGAGAUUUUGGCAGCUCUUGGAACUGGAUUUGCUUGUUCCAAUAAAACUGAAAUGGCUUUAGUGCAAGAAUUGGGUGUAUCUCCAGAAAACAUCAUUUACAUAAGUCCUUGCAAGCAAGUGUCUCAGAUAAAGUAUGCAGCAAAAGUCGGAGUGAAUAUCAUGACAUGUGACAAUGAAGUUGAAUUGAAGAAAAUCGCACGUAAUCACCCAAAUGCCAAGAUUGUUUUUCAUAUUGCAACAGAAGAUAAUAUUGGAGGUGAAGAGGGUAACAUGAAGUUUGGCACUACCCUGAAGAACUGUAGGCAUCUUUUGGAAUGUGCUAAGGAACUUGAUGUCCAAAUUAUUGGGGUUAAAUUUCAUGUUUCAAGUGCUUGCAAAGAAUCUCAAGUAUAUGUACAUGCUCUAUCUGAUGCUCGAUGUGUAUUUGACAUGGCUGGAGAAUUUGGAUUCACAAUGAACAUACUAGACAUUGGUGGAGGCUUCACAGGAACUGAAUUUCAAUUGGAAGAGGUUAAUCAUGUGAUCAGCCCUUUGUUGGAUGUCUACUUUCCUGAAGGAUCUGGCAUUAAGAUAAUUUCUGAACCUGGAAGCUACUAUGUGUCUUCUGCAUUUACACUUGCAGUUAAUAUCAUUGCAAAGAAAGUUGUUGAAAAUAAGUUUUCCUCUGGAGUAGGAAAAACCGGAAGUGAUGAACCAACCUUCAUGUAUUACAUGAACGAUGGUGUUUAUGGUUCUUUCGCAAGUAAACUGUGUGAGGACUUAAAUACCAUUCCAGAGGUUCACAAGAAAUACAAGGAAGAUGAGCCUCUGUUUACAAGCAGCCUUUGGGGUCCAUCCUGUGAUGAGCUUGAUCAAAUUGUAGAAAACUGUCUUCUUCCUGAGCUGAAUGUGGGAGAUUGGCUUAUCUUUGAUAACAUGGGAGCAGAUUCUUUCCAUGAACCAUCUGCUUUUAAUGAUUUUCAGAGGCCAGCUAUUUAUUACAUGAUGUCAUACAGUGAUUGGUAUGAGAUGCAAGAUGCUGGAAUUACUUCAGACACAAUGAUGAAGAACUUCUUCUUUGUGCCUUCUUGCAUUCAGUUGAGCCAAGAAGACAACUUUUCCACUGAAGCUUAAGCAGGCAUUAACGCUUUUUUAGAUCUGAAGUUGCAGGUUAAGCUUGUCUGGUCUACAUUCCAGUGUGGAAAAAAUUUGAACAAUCCUAUUCUAUUAAUUCUCUUGGAAACUACUAGUAAUAGCUAUUUGGGACCAGACGAAAUCAGCUCUCAUCUAUAAUUCACUGGGGGUAAUUGGGAGAUUAAGAUAAUGUAUCCAGAUUUAAAUUUAUCAGUUUGCCCUACCCCUUAAGCGUUUAAAAUAAAAUAUGCAACA